AUGUUCUCCCCGCUGUUGGUAUCGCUCGCAGUGAGCGCUGCAGGAGUGCUCGCACAAUCAGCCUCAUCAGCCGCUGCCGCUGCCGCUGCCGAGGCGUCGCUUGUGGCGCAGCUCAAAACAGCUAAUGGUGCAGCUACUCGCGUCAACCUAUUGUCAGACAGCGACUUCGUCUUUGACUUUGAGAACCCUCCGCCGAAGGCUAUUACGCAAGGAGCGGGCGGUCACCUUGUCCUCGCCUCCGUCGCUGAUUUUCCCGCAGUAGUAGGCAAUGGGCUCGCCAUGGCUGUUGGCUUCCUCGAGCCGUGCGGUCUAAACACACCCCACCUGCAUCCCCGUGCUACCGAGUUGCUGUACGCAGUCAACGGCACGAUCACCACUGGCAUGAUCCAGCAGGGCGGUACACGCUUUAUCUUCAACAACGUGACUGCUGGUUCUGGCAUAGUCCUUCCUCAGGGCUCUGUUCACUUCCAGAUCAAUGACAACUGUGACCCUGUUACAUUCGUCUCUGCGCUGAACAACGAGGAUCCUGGCGCUAGUCCAGUUGCUCAGCUCUUUUUCGGAAUGCCACCCGGCGUCGUCGGCGCGUCUCUCGGCGACGUCGGUGUUCAAGAAGUCGUCCAGUUGGCCUCGAUGAUCCCCGACACCUUCGUCCUCGGCACAGACGAGUGCCUGCAGCGCUGCGGCCUCACGCGCGGCGCCCAGCCGAUGGCCCAGCAGGUGCCGCGCGUCGCGGGGAACGCGUUCCCCUCCGGCGUGAGCGCGGGCGCGGGCGCGGCCGCCUCCUCGACGUCGCAGAGCCGCAGCAUCAUGCAGACCUCCGCGGACCUCGUCGCGGCGAUCGAGAACCCCGUCGCGCCGUCGGGGGCGCGCGGCGGUACGACGCAGCCCGUGACGAUCGCGCUCAUCGUCGUCGUCAGCGUCUUGGGCGUUGGCUACCUCGUGCUCGGCGCGCUCUUCUUCAUGAACCGCGCGCGGGGUGAGCGCGGCACGGGCCGCUCGUUCAUGCGCCCCACGAUGAAGGACCGCGCGCUCGUCCCGACCGUGGAGGUCCCCACGCUCGACAAGUACGACCCGAUCGCGUCGAGGUCGUCAUAG
Molecule: messenger RNA, 1095 nt
Organism: Sparassis crispa
Lineage: Eukaryota; Fungi; Basidiomycota; Agaricomycetes; Polyporales; Sparassidaceae
Exons: 7
Coding region: 1-1095 (364 amino acids)
Cellular component (GO): cell wall
Molecular function (GO): manganese ion binding
Source: RefSeq, a predicted model, not a curated record